GUCACCGUCACCCGGCCGGGCUCCGCAGCAGGAAGGAGUUGCUCAGCCACGGUGGUGGCCGAAUCCAGCCCAUGAUGGAUCUGUCCCACCGGUUCUCCAAGAGAGAGCUGGCCCUGCUCUACGAGGAGGUCCUCUACACCAUCCUACACCGCCUGGGCAAGCCCGAGCCCCACCACGUUGCUGAUGCCCAGGAGCUCUACACCUACGUGCAAAAGGCUUUCGGCAUGGAUGAGGAGGAACACAACAUCAUCAUGCAGCAGGUCAAAGAACUGGAGAGCCCAAUUUUCUGCCUGAAAGCAACUGUGAAGGAAGCCAAGGGGAUUUUGGGUAAAGACGUCAGUGGGUUCAGUGACCCCUACUGCCUGCUGGGCAUCUGUGAGAAACCGGAGAGGAACCCUCCCAGAGCAGUCGGACCAGGAUCUCACAGCAUCGAGGCCAAGAGCCACGAACUGGCCCACCAUGACCACAAGAAGCGGAUGAAGGCUGUGGUCAAAGACCUCAUCCCCGAAGACCAGAUCCAUCGCACACAAGUCAUAAGCCAGACCCUCAACCCAGCGUGGGACGAGACAUUUAUCCUGGAGUUUGAAGACACGGAGACGGCCAGCUUCCACCUGGACAUGUGGGACUCGGACGUGGUGGAGUCAGUGCGGCACAAGCUGGGGGAGCUGACGGACCUCCACGGCCUCAAACGGAUCUUCAAAGAUGCUCGUAAGGACAAAGGGCAGGACGAUUUCCUGGGGAAUGUGGUCCUUCACCUGAAGGACCUGCACUGCUGGGAUGACCAGUGGUACCAGCUGGAGCCACGGACAGAGACGUACCCCAACCGGGGACAGUGUCACCUGCAGUUCCUGCUGACUCACAAGAAGAGGGCCACCACGAGCAGCCGGACACAGCCGAGCUACACCGUCCAUCGCCACCUCCUGCAGCAGCUGGUGUCCUACGAGAUCCUUCAGCACCAGGCAGGCAGCAUCUCCUGGGACGGUGAGCUGAGCAGGCACGCCAGCACCGUGCUCUACCUGCACGCCACGCAGAAGGACCUCUCCGACUUCCACCAGGUCAUGGCGCAGUGGCUGGCGUACAGCAAGCUCUACCAGAGCCUGGAGUUCAACAGCAACUGCCUGCUCCACCAGAUCACCAGCAUCGAGUACCAGUGGGUGCAGGAGCGCCUGAAGCCAGAGCAGAAAGCAGAGCUGGCUGAGUCCUUCCAGUCCUUGCUGACUUACGGGGUCUCCCUCAUCCGGAGGUACCGCAUCAUUUUCCCUCUCUCUGUCCCGAGGUCCACGGAGAGGCUCCAGUCCCUGCUCCGAGUCCUGGUCCAGAUGUGCAAAAUGAAAGCUUUCCACGAGCUGUGCACGCUCAGCCCUGACCUCCCCCAGAUGGUCUCCACAGCACUGAAGUCAGGCACGACGGAGUGGUUUCACAUGAAAAAGCAGCACCUCAAGCCCAUGGUGAAGGUCAGUUCCCAUCUCUGCCUCUCUGACAUGUUAAGAAACAACUUGCUGGGCUAG
Calidris pugnax (ruff) is the source of this 1508-nucleotide messenger RNA. Its product is annotated as protein unc-13 homolog D-like. The record is from RefSeq and is a predicted model, not a curated record. Lineage: Eukaryota; Metazoa; Chordata; Aves; Charadriiformes; Scolopacidae. The transcript is spliced from 16 exons. The coding region runs from base 72 to 1508 and encodes 478 amino acids.